Bipolaris zeicola 26-R-13 is the source of this 1332-nucleotide messenger RNA. RefSeq lists its product as uncharacterized. Gene Ontology annotation, cellular component: small-subunit processome; Pwp2p-containing subcomplex of 90S preribosome. Bases 1 to 1332 code for a protein of 443 amino acids. NCBI's taxonomy places the organism in Eukaryota, Fungi, Ascomycota, Dothideomycetes, Pleosporales, Pleosporaceae. Gene Ontology annotation, biological process: maturation of SSU-rRNA from tricistronic rRNA transcript (SSU-rRNA, 5.8S rRNA, LSU-rRNA). The record is from RefSeq and is a predicted model, not a curated record. The transcript has 2 exons. Gene Ontology annotation, molecular function: protein binding; snoRNA binding.
AUGGCUGGCCCGAGUGACAAGGCGCGCUUCUACCUCGAGCAGUCGGCGACGGAGCUGAAUGAGCUUGAGCGCAAAAAAAUCUUCAGCAGGGAAGAAAUCAGCUCUAUAGCGAAGAAGCGCUCGGAUUUCGAGCACAUUAUCAAUGCCCGCGGCUCGCACCCAGAAGACUAUAUGCGCUAUAUUGAAUUCGAAAAGAACGUCGACGCUCUCCGCCGCAAGCGAAUAAAGCGACUAGGCGCCCGGUACAAAGGCUCUGGACAGCGAACAAUCUACCUUCUCUACAACCGCGCGACAAGGAAAUUUUCUGGUGACCUGGCGCUAUGGAUGCAGUAUAUCGACUUUGCGCGCAGGGACAAGGCAUACAAGAGACUGAACGACAUCUUCACCUCUGUCGCUCGGCUGCACCCUACCAAGCCAGAUAUAUGGAUUCUAGCAGCAAACUACUUCAUGGACACCCAGGCCGACAUUACCAAUGCGCGAAGCUACAUGCAGCGAGGGCUACGUUUUUGCAAGAAGUCCGAGGUCAUGUGGCUCGAGUAUGCCAAACUGGAGACCAUCUAUGUGGGCAAGAUUGCGGGCAGAAGGAAGAUUUUGGGGCUUGACGUUGAUCGCACAAAGAAGGACGAGGACGGCGAUGAGAAUAUGAUUGCGCUUCCAGAGGUGACGGCUGAAGACGUGAAUCCCAGCCUGAAGCAGGACGAUGGUGUAGACGAGGUGGCUCUACAGAACCUUGCGGCAGCACCAGUACUUACUGGGGCUAUUCCCUUGGCAAUCUUUGACUCUGCUAUGAAACAGUUCCAGGGUAGCCCCAGACUGGCCGAGAGAUUUUUCGGCAUGUUCGCCGAAUUCGAACAGGUAGCGUGCAUACCACGCCUGCUGCAGCAUGUGCUCGGUUAUCUGCAAGAGCAGUCACCACAGGCGGUUGAGACUGCCAUGUGCAAGUUCCAUAUGCAGUUGUACGGAAGCGACCCCGCCGAUCCCGAGACUGCGCUUAGGCUGAGCAAGGCAUUGGACGUGAUAAGCUCUACCGUUCAGCAACACCCUAGAGAAAGUAGCAGGGUUGCCGAAGUCGUCGUUCGGCGGCUCUUAUCUUUGGACCGGUUACUUGCGGGUGUGGAUUCAUCGCUGCAGAAGGCAUCGCGUGCUGCGCUGCGCAAAUAUGUUCGCGCAAUGGAAGAAGGACAAGAUAGGGGGGAUAGGGUGGUUGGCUUGGCCCGAUUGCUGCAGCAGGAGGGGAAGAAAGAUGAUGCCGAUCUAUUGAUGCAGAUGGGCGUCAAGUACUGGGGUGAGAACGGUGAGGUGCAAAAGUAUAUUUCAGCAAUGGAAGGGUAA